This is a messenger RNA of Colletotrichum navitas, 1332 nucleotides long. RefSeq names its product general substrate transporter. Bases 1 to 1332 code for a protein of 443 amino acids. The transcript is spliced from 5 exons. Gene Ontology annotation, cellular component: membrane. Gene Ontology annotation, molecular function: carbohydrate:proton symporter activity. The record is from RefSeq and is a predicted model, not a curated record. Gene Ontology annotation, biological process: carbohydrate transport; transmembrane transport. Lineage: Eukaryota; Fungi; Ascomycota; Sordariomycetes; Glomerellales; Glomerellaceae.
AUGGCCGUCGAAGCGGAAACCGCCGCCGAGGCGCGCACGAGGCUCGCGUUCCAAAACCGAUGGAAGACCCUGGCGAAGAACCCAAAGAUCCUCGUUAUUGCUCUUUUUGCUUCGAUAGGAGGUCUUGAGUAUGGUUUUCAACAGGGAGUCUUGGGCCAGUCCCUUGUGAUGACGCGCUUUACGGACAACUUCCCAUCCGUCGUCAACUCAUCCAGCGCUACCGGUUGGUUGACUUCCAUCCUUCAGCUGGGAGGUAUUCUCGGCUCUCUCACCGCCGGCGUCUUUGGCGAGGUCUUCUCCCGCAAGUACACCAUGUUCUCAGCCUGUGUCUGGGUCAUCCUUGGAAGUUACCUUUACACUGGAGCGAGCUACCACAAGCCGGAGCUUCUCUAUGCCGGUCGCUUCUUUACUGGCCUCGGUGUCGGCACUUUCAGUGGUGUUGGCCCCCUCUACAACGCCGAGCUCGCCGCCCCCGAGAUGCGUGGCUUCAUCGUCUCUUUCUACCAGUUUGCCACCAUCUUAGGCAUCAUGUUGAGCUUCUGGGUCGGUUACGGCAGCAACUACAUCGGCGGCAUUGGCGCAGGCCAGUCAAACCUCGCCUGGAAACUCCCAUCCUACAUUCAGGGUAUUCCUGCCAUCCUGUUAGCCCUCGGGAUCUGGUGGCUCCCCUUCUCGCCCCGCUGGCUAGUGAAGCAGGGCCGAGACGAGGAAGCCGUCAAGACAAUUGCCUACCUCCGCAAGCUUCCUGAAGAAAACGACCUUGUCCAGGUGGAGUUCAAGGAGAUCAAAGCCGAGGCUCUCUUUGAGCAGCGCGCUUUCCAAAAGGCUUUCCCCCAGCUGGCUGAGAAGGAGAAAACCAGCGUUUGGAUGCGCGAGGUUGCGCAGUAUUGGCGUAUUGUCCGCGAAUGGUCCCACUUUAAGCGUGUUGCUACUGCUUGGUUGAUCAUGUUUUUCCAACAGUGGAGUGGCAUCGACGCUAUUAUAUACUAUGCGAGUAAUGUGUUCCAGAGCCUAGGUCUUACUGGCGGUACUACUGCUCUCCUUGCUACAGGGGUUACUGGAGUAGUGUUUUUUAUCAGUACUCUGCCUGCAAUGGCCUUCAUCGACAAGGUCGGCCGGAAGCCCAUUCUCAUCGGAGGCUCUAUCGUUAUGUUAAUUUCCAUGAUCAUUCCCGGAAUCAUCGUUGCUAAAUUUAGUUAUGACUGGCCGGGUCACCCUGCCGAGGGCUGGAUUGCUGUCGCGUUUAUUUGGAUCUAUAUCAGAGCUUUUGGUGCUUGGUCCGGUUUCUUGGACGCUGAUCUCCGAGAUCUUCCCCCUUUCCAUCCGUGCUAA